Molecule: messenger RNA, 1215 nt
Organism: Chaetura pelagica (chimney swift)
Lineage: Eukaryota; Metazoa; Chordata; Aves; Apodiformes; Apodidae
Gene: OXCT1
Product: 3-oxoacid CoA transferase 1
Exons: 13
Cellular component (GO): mitochondrion
Molecular function (GO): succinyl-CoA:3-oxo-acid CoA-transferase activity
Source: RefSeq, a predicted model, not a curated record
AUGAAGGCCAUUUCCAACCCAAGCGAUGAUGUGAUCAGAAGGGAAAACAUUUGUGGAUGCUAUUUUUCUACCAGCUGUCAUCGCAACACCAAAUUUUAUACUGAUCCUGUUGAAGCUGUAAAAGAUAUACCCAAUGGAGCAACUGUACUUGUUGGUGGUUUUGGAUUGUGUGGGAUUCCUGAAAACCUCAUUGGGGGUUUACUGAAGACUGGAGUAAAAGGAUUAACCGCGGUCAGUAAUAAUGCAGGUGUUGACAAUUUUGGACUUGGUCUUCUGCUUCAGACUAAGCAGAUAAAACGCAUGGUGUCAUCAUAUGUUGGAGAGAAUGCGGAAUUUGAACGCCAGUAUUUAUCUGGUGAGCUUGAAGUUGAGCUUACACCUCAGGGUACACUGGCUGAACGUAUUAGAGCAGGAGGAGCAGGAAUUCCAGCAUUUUACACCAGUACUGGCUACGGGACGCUGGUGCAGGAAGGGGGUGCACCUAUCAAAUACAACACAGAUGGCACCAUUGCCAUUGCUAGCCAGCCAAGAGAGGUGCGAGAGUUUGAUGGCCGUCACUUUAUUCUGGAGAAGUCAAUUACAGGAGAUUUUGCUCUUGUGAAGGCAUGGAAGGCUGAUCGUGCAGGAAACAUCAUUUUCAGGAAAACUGCAAGAAACUUCAACCAACCUAUGUGCAAAGCUGCCAAGACAACUGUGGUUGAGGUGGAAGAAAUUGUUGAUAUAGGAGCGUUUGCCCCAGAAGAUAUUCAUGUUCCUAAAAUCUAUGUUGAUCGUCUGAUAAAAGGAGAGAAGUUCGAAAAGAGAAUCGAACGUUUAUCAGUCCGGAAGCCUGAAGACUCAAAAGGCAAACAAAAAAAAGGAGACAAUGUGAGGGAGAGAAUCAUCAGACGGGCUGCUUUAGAGUUUGAGGAUGGCAUGUAUGCUAAUCUGGGUAUUGGAAUCCCACUCUUGGCUAGUAACUUCAUCAGUCCAGACAUAACUGUUCACUUGCAGAGUGAAAAUGGAGUCUUGGGUUUGGGUCCUUAUCCACUUGAAAAUGAAGUUGAUCCAGACCUGAUCAAUGCAGGUAAGGAGACAGUCACUGUUCUUCCAGGUUCUUCCUAUUUCUCUAGUGAUGAAUCAUUUGCAAUGAUAAGAGGAGGCCAUGUUGAUUUGACAAUGCUUGGAGCUAUGCAGGUGUCUAAGUACGGUGACCUGGCCAACUGGAUGAUUCCU